AUGGAGCGCCUCAGCCGCCAGUUCUCCUGCACGAGCAUCGGAGACCUCGAGGAGUUUGAUAAGGCGAGGAAGGAGGCCGAUAAAGCGAGGAAGGAGGCGAAGGAGAAGGCGAAGAGAGAGGCAGAGGCGGCCGCGAACGCGGUCGAGGAGGAGAUCCUGGGAGCCGGGACGCAGGAAGACAGGUCCACGACGCCCACCCCGAUUCCCGGCAGGCACCGCGCGCCGACCAGCGCUCGCCACGGCGCGCAGCCCAACGCGCACCUCCCGCCCAGGUCGCGCAAGGCGCAGGUUGGGGACUAUGCGGCGGCGGCGCAGGCCGACGGCGCCGCCACCGAGAUCGAGGACAACGGCUCGGACACGGAGAUGGAGGAGGACGACCGGCCGCGGCUGACGAGCGAGACGAGCUUCCCGCGGCUGACGAGCCACACGAAUCUGACCGCCAGCAACAUGACGCCCGAGGAGCAGCGGGCGCUGGCUGCUGAGCUUCGGCGGGGGUUGUUUGGGCCGGACGCCGACGCCCCUAACGCGCAGCUCACUGGCGACGCCCAGCUCACCGCCGACGCGCAGGUCUCUGGCGACGCCCAGCGCACCGCCGAACAACGCCAGGCGCUGAAGGACGCCGCCCUCCUCCCCGCACGCCUCCGCAACCGCGGUAUACGCGACGAGUGGCGGCGGGCGGUGCCCGAGGAGGAGCGCGCGAAGGGCUGGUCGCAGACGACGAAGCUGGCAGCGUGGGAGAAGAGGGCGGCGGGCGUGGAUGCGAGCCUGGCGGCGGGUGUGGGUGCGGGCGCGAGCACGAGCAAGCCCAUCUCCACGGCCUCAAACAAGCCCCCAAGCUCGCAGGCGCCCUGCUCGACCCGGAUCUCCAAGCCCCUCGGCGGCACCACCCGCGCCGCCCGCGGCGUCGAGGUCCCGCGCGAGGUCGGCGUGCCCCGCCAGGUCGACAUCCAGCCCGAGCGCGGCGUCCCGCGCGGCGUCGAGGUGUCGCGCGGCGUGGUGAAGGCCUCGGUCGGGCAGGCGCGGCUGAUCGCCGCGCCGCCGGGGGUGGGGUGCGUGCCGGCGGCGGCGGCGGCGAGGAGGAAUGCGGCCAACGAGACGCAGAGUGGCGCUCAUCCUGCGCAGGGUGGUGCUCCCCAAGCUCCGACGAGCAUCGCGCAGGGAACGGCCCCUCAGCCCGUCCAGAGCAGCGCUCCCCCGCACGCCCACAGCACCGCGCCCUCGGUUCAGCCCGCCCGUCCUCUCGCAGCGCUCGCGGAGGCGUCCUUCUCGAGCACCAAGACCGAGAUCGGCAGCCCCACUUUUUCGCAGCACCGCCUCCCGCCGCCUCUGGCGCCCUCGACGUCCGCGCAGGCACCGCCCAUGCCUGGUCAAGCAACCACAACCAUCCUUCAGGUCCCCCGCUUCUUCACGCGCGUUCCCCGCUCCACCGUAGUCCACGCCCCGAAUCUCGAGCAACUCGCCCACCUCGCCCAAGGUCCCGCCCCCGCGCAAGACGGCCAGCCCGCGCCCCCGCUCCCCCCGGACGUCCUCCUCUGGAAACAGAGGAUGGUCGCGGCCUUCCUGCAGCACCUGGCCGCGACCCGCGCCGCGCACGCGCACGAGCUCGCCGCGCACGAGGAGGUCCUGCGCUGCCGCGGCGCGCAGAUCGCGGCCGCGCAGGACAUGGCGCGCGCGGCGAUCGAGCAGCAGCGCGCGGCGCUCGUGCGCGAGGCGGCGGAGCUGGAGGCGCGGAAGCGCGAGCUGGCGGAGGCGAUGGCGCACGCGCGGCAGGCGACGCUGGUGGAGCAGCAGGAGCUGGCGGCGCGGCGGCAGGCGUGCGAGCAGCAGGAGCAGGCGCUCGCGCAGCAGCAGGAGGCGCUGGCGCAGCAGCACCAGAUGUGCGAGCAGUGGCAGCAGUUUUACGAGCAGCAGCAGCAAGCCCACGAGCAGCAGCAGCAAGCCUAUGAGCAGCAGCAGCAGCUGGCGUAUGCGCACCAGCAUCAGUAUCACGAGCAGCAGCGCUGGGCGUACCCGCCUCAGCAGGCCGACGCCCAGCAGAUGCAGCUCGUCCACGCGCCACAGGCUUCGACUUCCGCUGUCCAGCUUCCCGCGCCCGGAUACCAGGACCCGCAGCCAGCCUUCGCCGCGCGGUGGACCGUCGAGAACCAGCCUACCUAUGCGGACCAGCCUCCCGCCACCAACAGCGUCACCCUCAACGCCUGGGCACCCAAUCUGAACGCGCAAGAUCUCUCCGGCGUCUUCAACUCGUGGUCGCGGAAACAGUAG
Schizophyllum commune H4-8 is the source of this 2265-nucleotide messenger RNA. RefSeq lists its product as uncharacterized. The transcript has 2 exons. Bases 1 to 2265 code for a protein of 754 amino acids. The record is from RefSeq and is a predicted model, not a curated record. NCBI's taxonomy places the organism in Eukaryota, Fungi, Basidiomycota, Agaricomycetes, Agaricales, Schizophyllaceae.